CACCCAUUUACCACCAAACCCAAGGUGCCAAACGGUGUGUUGGGGAUCCAUCGACAUUGUUGGUUCCCGGGUCGCGGCCAAGUGGCCAUCAGCAUCAUCCAAACAUGACGUAAUGAUAAUAAUUUAGCUGAGAAAUCUAACCAGCAUCCAUAGCCGACCCCAUGUGGAUUCCCUAUACAAGCCAACGCGCGUUUCUCACCCGAACAAUCCGUACAGCCUACUCAUCAUAAUCACCAUGACUCAUCAUCCCUUACUUUCGUCUCUACCCUUCCUCUUCCUCUUCCUCUUCCUCACCAUACUCUCCGUUACGGUUACCACAUCAACAACCACAACAGCCCCAACCUUCAAAUCACAACAACAAGACUCCCCUAUCUCUCGCUUCCAACAAUACCUCCAAAUCCAAACCGCACAUCCCAACCCCGACUACUCCACUGCCAUCUCCUUCCUCACCUCUCUGGCCCACUCCAUCGGCCUUCAAAUCCAGACCAUUGAAUUCUCCCCUCAAAAGCCCCUUCUCCUCCUCACCUGGCCUGGCCGCGAUCCCUCCCUCCCCUCCAUCCUCCUCAACUCCCACAUCGACAGCGUCCCUGCUGAGCCCUCCAAGUGGACCUACCCUCCCUUCUCCGCCUUCAAAGACUCCGAUGGCCGUAUCUUCGCCCGUGGGGCCCAAGACGACAAAUGCAUCGGCAUCCAAUACCUCGAAGCCAUUCGCAACCUCAAAUCUUCCUCCUUCUCCCCUCUUCGCACUGUCCAUAUCUCGUUCGUGCCCGAUGAGGAGAUUGGUGGGGCUGAUGGGGCCGCCAUGUUCGCCUCGUCGAAGCUGUUCGAUGAUCUCAAUGUGGGGUUUGUCAUGGACGAAGGGCAGGCGUCCACGACGGACGAGUUUAGGGUCUUUUAUGCCGACCGUUCGCCAUGGGGGCUGAUCAUGAAGGCUUUUGGUAUGCCGGGGCAUGGAUCGAGGAUGUACGAUAAUGGGGCGAUGGAGAAUUUGAUGGAGAGCAUGGAGGCCAUUGCUCGCUUUAGGGAGAAUCAGUUCGACAAGGUUAAGGCGGGUAUGGCAGCGGGUUCGGAGGUUAUAUCGGUGAAUCCGGUGUAUGUGAAAGCCGGGACGCCUUCACCCACGGGUUUUGUAAUGAAUAUGCAACCUUCGGAAGCAGAGGUGGGGUUUGAUAUUCGCUUUCCUCCUACAGCAGAUCCUGAUUUCUUGAGGAGAAGAAUUUCAGAAGAAUGGGCUCCAGCUACAAGAAACAUGACAUUUCAGUUAAUUCAGAAAGGACCCAUCAGAGACUACAUGGGACGCCCUCUAAUGACAACGACCAAUGAAUCCAACCCAUGGUGGUCGGUUUUCAAGCAAGCCAUAAUCGCAUCUGGAGGAAAACUAGCUAAGCCUGAAAUUUUACCAUCCACCACCGAUGCUCGAUUCAUGAGGCAGAGGGGCAUUCCUACACUUGGGUUUUCUCCUAUGUCAUCUACUCCAAUCUUACUUCACGAACAUAAUGAGUUUCUGAAGGACACUGUGUUUUUGAGGGGCAUCAAGGUAUAUGAAUCCGUUAUCAGUUCCUUGAGUUCCUUUGCAGGAGAUUCACUCUAGCAGCUUACUGCAAGUUACAGGUGCUUAAUGAUAUAGCAUUGCUAAAGCCCAUCGGCACUACUACAUGCGCUGACACUUGUGGUAUACAAGCUAUGCAUCAGGAGGGUCUCAUUCUGGCUUCAAAAUCUGGUUGGUCCAGUUAUUAGGUGGGCAGACGAGGAGAAACGAUAAACAGUCUAAAAAAAUAAUCACCAAUGGCACACAUUCACUGUACAUGUAUGGCCCACCAAAUAGUGCAUCAGAUAGUUAAUCUAUAUGGUGUUACCUGAUGCGCCACAGACGCAUCUGUUUGCCAUUUAUGUCCACGCAUGUAGAAGUGUGUGGUGUGGUGUAUAUGGGCUUAACAAAACUCUAGUGAUUGUCUUUGGUAGCAAUGAUCAGGGUGAAAUUCAGCACAGUUUCCAUGAAA
Magnolia sinica is the source of this 2000-nucleotide messenger RNA. RefSeq lists its product as uncharacterized. Gene Ontology annotation, biological process: amino acid metabolic process. Gene Ontology annotation, cellular component: cytoplasm. The transcript is spliced from 4 exons. The record is from RefSeq and is a predicted model, not a curated record. Gene Ontology annotation, molecular function: aminoacylase activity. The coding region runs from base 236 to 1591 and encodes 451 amino acids. NCBI's taxonomy places the organism in Eukaryota, Viridiplantae, Streptophyta, Magnoliopsida, Magnoliales, Magnoliaceae.